Nicotiana tabacum (common tobacco) is the source of this 3019-nucleotide messenger RNA. NCBI's taxonomy places the organism in Eukaryota, Viridiplantae, Streptophyta, Magnoliopsida, Solanales, Solanaceae. The record is from RefSeq and is a predicted model, not a curated record.
GACCCGUAUGCUGUCCCCAUUAGCCAAUCGAAUUCCACCCAAAAUUAGACUAAUUUUUUUGGGGAUUAGGUUACUCCAAUAUUAUAUUAUAUAUUGACACUUUGUGCAGACAAAAAAAGCAGCCAUUGAUGUGCUUUCAUUGUAGAAUAGAACUACUGGUCAUAGGCUGACUCAUAUCUGAAUUUGGGUUUUGACUGAUCAGUUACAAAGCUUCAUUAUUUUCAAGAAUUAGCUCAUAAUUUUUCAUGGUUUUGAUUAGUUUUCGGAUGGGGUUUUGGUUGUUUAGUAAAGAUUCUAAAUUUGAAUGAUUAGUUUGGUGGGUUUUGAAAAAGCUUCAUUAUUUUCAACAAUUAGCUCACGGAUUUUAUUGGUUUUUAGAUGGGUUUGUGGUUCUUGAAGUAAAGAUUCCAACUUUGGUAGGUUUGGAUGUUUGUUAUGUCAUGUGAAAGCAGCAUAUCUGGGUUUUGAUUAAUCAUUCACAAAGCUUUAUUAUUUUCAAAAACUUCAUGGGUUUUUAGAUGGGGUAUUGGUUCUUGGAGUAAAGAUUCUAACUUUGAAUGAUUUAGUUUGGUGGGGUUUUGAGUUUUGUUGCGUUAUGGAAAGCAGCAGAGCAGGACAACUCGCUGGGUCGGAUAUUCAUGGCUUCCACACUCUGCAAGAUUUGGAUAUUCCCAGUAUAAUGGAAGAAGCGAAGAUGAGGUGGCUCCGACCAAAUGAGAUCCAUGCUAUAUUGUGCAACUACAAGUACUUCAACAUCUUUGUCAAGCCUGUGAACCUGCCGAUGAGUGGCACAAUCGUGUUGUUUGAUCGUAAGAUGCUCAGGAAUUUCCGGAAAGACGGUCAUAACUGGAAGAAGAAAAAGGACGGGAAAACAGUAAAAGAAGCUCACGAACACUUAAAAGUUGGUAAUGAAGAACGAAUUCAUGUAUACUAUGCACAUGGAGAAGAUCACCCGACCUUUGUUCGGAGAUGUUACUGGCUACUUGACAAGUCCCUUGAACACAUAGUCCUUGUUCAUUAUCGCGAAACUCAGGAGGCACAGGGCUCCCCAGCGACCUCUGUUGCCAAGGGUUCUCCAGCUACCCCGGUUAAUUCCAAUUCCAGUUCAGAUCCAUCUGAUCCAUCUGGUUGGGUUUUAUCAGAAAAAUGUAAUUCCGUAGAUGAACGGACGUAUGGUUCCAGCCAACAUGCACAUUUAGAGCCUAACAGGGAUGUGACCGCCAAAAAUCAUGAACAGAGACUUCUUGAGAUUAAUACACUUGAGUGGGAUGAGCUUUUGGCACCUGACAAUCCCAACAAGCUAAUUGCAACUCAAGAAGCGGGAGGAAGGGCUUCAGUCGGGCAACAAAAUCAAAUUGAAGUUAAUGGUUACAGCCUCAACGAUGGCUCUUUAUCUGUGUCGAGAGUACCUGUAGCAUCUUUAGAAAGUUUUGUUUGCCAAGUGGCUGGAAGUGAUACUGUAAAUUUUAAUCCUUCAAAUGACAUGCCCUUCCAUUCCGGGGAUGGUCAGAUGACUUCAAAUUUUCGAAAGAAUGAGCCUGGAGUAACAACAGUGGGUGCAGGUGAUUCCUUUGAUAGUCUGAACAAGGAUGGCCUCCAAACUCAGGACAGCUUUGGACGGUGGAUUAACUACUUCAUAAGUGAUUCUCCAGGAUCUGCAGAUGAGAUGAUGACUCCUGAAUCUUCAGUAACUAUCGAUCAAUCAUAUGUAAUGCAGCAGAUAUUCAACAUAACCGAAAUCUCUCCAACUUGGGCUCUUUCAAGUGAAGAAACAAAGAUCUUAGUGAUUGGGCAUUUUCCAGGAGCACAAUCGCAACUGGCAAAGUCAAAUUUGUUCUGCGUAUGUGCAGAUGUUUGUUUUCCUGCAGAAUUUGUGCAGUCCGGGGUAUAUCGUUGUGUAAUUUCACCUCAACCCCCUGGACUGGUAAGUUUGUAUUUGAGUUUCGACGGUAAUACACCAAUCAGUCAAGUCAUGACCUAUGAGUUUCGAGCUCCUUCAGCAUGCAAAUGGACAGCUCCUCUGGAGGAACAGUCUAGUUGGGAUGAAUUUAGAGUUCAAAUGAGGCUAGCUCAUUUGCUCUUCUCUACAUCUAAGAGCCUAAGCAUUUUUUCCAGUAAAGUACACCAAGAUUCCCUGAAAGAAGCAAAGCGAUUUGUUCGAAAAUGUUCGCACAUUACUGAUAAUUGGGCAUAUUUGAUCAAAUCAAUUGAAGACAGGAAACUCCCUGUCCCACAUGCAAAAGACUGCUUGUUCGAGCUGUCUUUGCAAACAAAGUUUCAUGAAUGGCUGUUAGAAAGAGUUAUUGGAGGGUGUAAAACCUCAGAGUGGGACGAGCAAGGUCAAGGAGUUAUCCAUUUGUGUGCUAUCCUAGGUUAUACUUGGGCUGUAUAUCCAUUUUCCUGGUCAGGCUUAUCAUUGGAUUACCGGGACAAGUAUGGUUGGACAGCUCUUCACUGGGCUGCUCAUUAUGGAAGGGAGAAAAUGGUUGCAACCCUUCUAUCCGCCGGUGCAAAACCAAAUUUGGUGACAGACCCUACUUCAGAGAACCCUGGUGGAUCCACUGCUGCUGAUCUUGCAUCUAAAAAUGGUUUUGAGGGUUUGGGGGCUUAUCUUGCGGAGAAGGCUUUAGUUGCACACUUUAAGGAUAUGACCUUGGCUGGAAAUGUUAGUGGUUCACUGCAGACCACUACUGAACAUAUAAACCCUGGAAACUUCACGGAGGAGGAGCUAUAUCUUAAGGAUACUUUGGCAGCUUAUCGUACUGCUGCUGAUGCUGCUGCACGUAUACAGGCUGCAUUCAGAGAACAUUCAUUCAAAGUACAGACUAAAGCUGUCGAGUCUUCAAAUCCGGAGAUGGAAGCACGUAAUAUAGUUGCAGCUAUGAAGAUUCAGCAUGCUUUCCGCAAUUAUGAGUCGCGGAAAAAACUGGCUGCUGCUGCGCGAAUCCAAUAUAGGUUCCGUAGUUGGAAAAUGCGGAAAGAUUUUCUUAACAUGCGGCGACAUGCAAUUAAAAUUCAA